UUUCCCAGUGUUGGUAGCCAUACAUCAAGAGUGAAGUCAGUAGAUAACAUCAAAGACCACUUGCAGAGGAGAAACAGAGGUCAUAUUCUAUUCAAUCAUGGCUCUACGUGUGAAAUUCUCCAUUUUAAUUUUUAUGCUCACAGGAUGCCACGCAUAUAACUUCUGGCCAUCUUCGUGGUUUAGUCAGCCGAGGAACUUCAGAGCAUCCACGGAUGUGAACUGCACAUCAGAAGGCUACAUCUGCAGCCUCGACUGCAAGACGGUGUACCAGUGCUUUGGGAGCGCUCCGUCGAUCACGCAGAUAUCCCUGGAGACCUGCGACGCCGGUCAGGACUACUACUGCGACCGGUACUCUGGCACCUGCUCCAGCACGUUCACCAACACGUGCGACCCGCCGGAGUACGAGUUCACGUGCACCUCGGUGGGCGUCUUCCCCGACCCGUACAACUGCGCCACGUACCACGAGUGCUACGGCUACGACACGAACCCCACACUGAGCACCCAGCAGUGCUCUGCAGGAUGGCUGUACGACCCACUGCAGAUGACUUGCUCGAAGGAAGGCACCAAGUGCACCAAGCCACCCGUCCCCACCUGCACGGUGGAAAACGCAAUGGGUCCGAUACAGGAAAACCCCAACAUUUACUACAUAUGCAAUAAGAACGGCAAGUACGGCUACCUGUACCCUGUCCUCUACACGUGCCCACACGGCGGAGAGUUCGACGCCACGUUGUUAUCUUGCGUUGACAAGGCUAUCACAUACAGCACGACAACCACGACGCCCAAACCGACAACCACGACUCCCAAGCCGACAACCACGACUCCCAAGCCGACAACCACGACUCCCAAGCCGACAACCACGACUCCCAAGCCGACAACCACGACUCCCAAGCCGACAACCACCACACCCAUACCGACAACCACCACGCCCAUGCCGACAACCACCACGCCCAUGCCGACAACCACGACUCCCAAGCCGACAACCACCACACCAAUACCGACAACCACCACACCAAUACCGACAACCACCACACCCAUACCGACAACCACCACACCCAUACCGACAACCACCACACCCAUACCGACAACCACCACACCCAUACCGACAACCACCACACCCAUACCGACAACCACCAUGCCCCAGCCGACAACCACCACGCCCAAGCCGACAACCACCACACCCAUACCGAUAACCACCACACCCAAGACUACAACCAGCACCCCUACAUCGACUACUCCUGGAGAGUGCAGCUGUGAAGGGGGUAGCUCAGGGGGGUCUGGUUCGGGCACAUGUACUCCUGGAGGCAACAGUACCGCAUUUUACUGUGACGGGAAAGGUGCUUAUGGCGACCCAAACAAUUGUAUAGGGUACUACUGGUGUCCAAUUCAAGGCGGUUUGGCGCAUCACCACUGCUGUGAAUAUGGUUUCCACUUCAAUGAAGUGAUAAGAGACUGUCUUUUUGGACCUUGUAUUCAAAAGUAUUAAAUUUUAUUUUCAAAGUAGCUGUUUUUGGAUGUUUUAACAUGUAAAUUUUUAUUUGUGAUAACUGCCUUUCCAAAUAUUUCAUAUGACAGUUAUAAUGUAUUUACAAACUUAUUGCUAACUUUUUCCGAGUUACUUGCCCUCUGUUUUCUCCUCUGCAUGCGGUGAAACAAUUUGUAACUGCAAUGUAAUAAAAUUAAUAAAGUUAGGUUUUCAUAAACAA
Molecule: messenger RNA, 1703 nt
Organism: Bacillus rossius redtenbacheri
Lineage: Eukaryota; Metazoa; Arthropoda; Insecta; Phasmatodea; Bacillidae
Product: mucin-2-like
Exons: 2
Coding region: 98-1483 (461 amino acids)
Cellular component (GO): extracellular region
Molecular function (GO): chitin binding
Source: RefSeq, a predicted model, not a curated record